This is a messenger RNA of Nematolebias whitei (Rio pearlfish), 1289 nucleotides long. RefSeq names its product trans-golgi network protein 2 (gene tgoln2). NCBI's taxonomy places the organism in Eukaryota, Metazoa, Chordata, Actinopteri, Cyprinodontiformes, Rivulidae. The transcript is spliced from 4 exons. The coding region runs from base 124 to 972 and encodes 282 amino acids. The record is from RefSeq and is a predicted model, not a curated record.
AUGCGGAAGCAGAACAGGAUGUGUUAAAAACCUGUCGAGCUGCGUUUGUCAUCCCGGAUUGCGGAUUGAGUUUACAGCAGCAAGAUAUUUGGUCAGAUUUGUUGGGUUUGUUUUGCGGGCAGGAUGAAGACAUCUUUUCUGCUUCUUUUUAGCUGCUGUUUGGUUCAAGCAGCUCAAACAGAAACCAAAGUGAUUCCAGAUCCAGUUGACAUAUCAACCUCAUCCAAUCAGCAGGCUGCUCAUAACACUCCACAGACAAACCCCACAACAGCUCACGGGACUUCAUCCCUUUCGAAGGAAACGACCCCGCAGAAUACCAAGAACUCUGACAACCUUGUCGAAUCUGCACCGAAAAAACAGAACAAAACGACAUCGAAAAUAGCCACAGCCAAAAAUCAGUCAGAAACUGAGCCAGCGCCACCACCAGGUCAACUUGAGUCAAAUUCUGCAACACAAAAUCCUGAGAAAGGAACAACCAAGAAGCAGAAUGAAUCUCAUAACGCCAUCAAAAUAGUAACAACCAAGGAUCAGGAUCCUAAAGACAAGCUGACAACUAGCAGUGCUGGCUCAGACGAUUCUAAAAUCACUACAGAUAACAAUUCAAAGUCUGCAGACAUAAUAGCCAAAACUCCCAACAAAGACGAGGAACGAAUUGAAGAUGCUAAGGGGAACGGCAAACCGCAAACGACACCAGUAAGUGAAAAAACUGAGGAGAAAACGGACGCAAAGGAUGACGAGGACACAAUCAGCCCAGAGACAGAGAAAACUGUGCCCAAGGAUCCCAUCUUUAAGGAGGAGGAGAACAGUCAUUUCUUCGCCUACCUUGUUUUCGGAGCCGUGUUCGUGGCGGUGCUUUACAUCGCGUUCCACAACAAGCGCAAGAUCAUUGCCUUUGUUUUAGAAGGGAAGAAAGGCAAGUCUGCACGCCGGCCUAAAACUGCAGAAUACCAGAAGCUGCAACAACACGUGUGAUACAAAGUGGUAAAAUCUGAAGCCUGAACACUCUUGAGAGGAAAGACAAGUCACGGGUAUUUACCAGGUUCAGCUAAACUUGUGUUAAAUGGCCGCUCUUCUAUUUUUUACCUUUAGAUGUUUAUUGCAUGACUAUGCAGAGAACACGAUAGCCUUACUGGGGGAAUUGAUGUAAAGGGUGAAGUAAGCAUGGAUUCGUUUGCACUAAUGUUGUUCCACUCUUUUAGUCUAAGGUCCAAACUCAGGAUAUUUCAGUAGCAGAUUAGUUGUUUCAAUCUCGUUUUAAUGGUGCAUUAAUGCACUUUGUGCCUGAAGAA